Messenger RNA from Caenorhabditis sp. 36 PRJEB53466, 475 nucleotides. The record is from the annotation of a GenBank genome assembly. Lineage: Eukaryota; Metazoa; Nematoda; Chromadorea; Rhabditida; Rhabditidae.
AUGCUGUGUGUCGACGCCAUUUUUGAGGAGCCCCUCGCCUUUCUGGUUAGUUACUUUCGUUUCCAGAACUAAAAUGAUUGAAACAAUUUGAGACGAGCGAUCAAGGUGCGAAACUGUUAGAGACUGAGAUGUGCGCCCCGUUAACACAACCAAUGAUGAUGAACGAGUUCCUCAUAAAUUUCCUCACAAAACUCCAGAAAUCUUGGGUCGAGCAGAAGAACGGAUCGCGUCCAGCCGACCAGCACAAGCCGUACUACCGUUUAGAGCAGGUAAAACCUCAUCUAUUUUUCUACACUUUAUCUAAUUUCCCAUUUUUCAGAAAGCGAUCAUCCCGGCGAAAAUUGAGAUCAUGAAUCAUUUCAUCAGAAUCCACCAGUUUCGCAAGGCCCACUACGUCGCCGGAAUUCUGCUCGGAAAGACGUACACUCGUGAGCAUUGCAAAGUUAAAGCGGCACGCCGUACCCCGGAAGGAUAA